AUGCUCUCAAGAUCAUGCUUUGAUUUGUUGAAUUUGGACCCCAUUGUCGAUUUCCGGGCUGUUAGUCGGAUCCCAAGAGUCAUGAAAUCCCCCGAGUUUAUCUCCGAUUUCGAAAACGCCGACCACCGCGGCUCCGGCGGGUCAUUCUCCUCCUCCGACAACAACGACAACGACAAUGGUUCCUCUGUAACACAAGAACAAGGAAGAAGAAUCAUUGUCUCCAACCACCUGCCUAUACGUGCUUUUCGAGACAAAGAUACGAAUAAGUGGAGUUUCGAAUACGACCACGACAGUUUGGUCCUCCAACUCAAAGACGGCGGCGGGUUCGCCGCGGACGUCGAGGUUCUUUACGUCGGCUGCUUAAACGGCGCCGAGAUCGACCCCUGCGAUCAAGACGGUGUCGCAUUGGUCCUCCUGCAUGAGUUUCACUGCGUCCCCUGUUUUCUCCCGACGGAAACACUCAACAAAUUCUAUCAUGGCUUCUGUAAACACUAUCUAUGGCCUCUGUUUCACUACAUGCUUCCCAUGACGCCCAGCCACGGCGCACGGUUCGACCGUGCACUCUGGCAGGCCUACGUCUCAGCCAACAAGGCCUUUGCUGACAGAAUCAUGGAGGUUCUGAACCCCGAUGUGGACUAUGUUUGGAUCCAUGACUAUCAUCUUAUGGUGUUGCCAACUUUCUUGAGGAAAAGGUACUAUCGUGUCAAGCUUGGUUUCUUUCUGCAUAGUCCUUUUCCUUCGUCGGAGAUUUACCGGACGAUUCCGGUCCGGGAGGAGAUUCUGAGGGCGUUGCUGAAUUGUGAUCUUAUAGGGUUCCAUAUAUUUGACUAUGCUAGGCACUUUUUGUCUUGCUGUAGUAGAAUGCUGGGUCUUCAUUAUGAGUUUAAGAGAGGGUACAUGGGAUUGGAGUACUAUGGUAGAAUAGUGAGUAUUAAGAUGAUGCCUGUGGGGAUUCAUAUGGGUCAGCUGCAAAGGGUUUUGGCGCUUGAUGAUACUGCUGAGAAAGUGAAGAUGUUGAAGGAGAAGUACGAGGGGAAGGUUGUGAUUUUGGGAGUGGAUGACUUAGACUUGUUUAAGGGGAUUAGUUUGAAGUUUCUGGCAAUGAAGCAGCUUUUGGAGGAGCAUCAGAGGUUGAGGGGGAAGGUUGUUUUGGUGCAGAUAACAAACCCCGCACGAAGCGGAGGCAAGGAUGUGCAGGAAGUUCUGAAUGAGACAAGUACUAUUGCAAAAGAGAUCAAUGAGAAGUAUGGCCAGCCCGAAUACCAGCCUGUUGCAAUGAUCAAUGGACCUUUGUCAACGCAAGAUAAAGCUGCAUAUUACACUAUUUCAGAGUGUUGUUUGAUUAACGCUGUGAGGGAUGGGAUGAAUUUGGUGCCUUACAGGUAUACUGUUUGUAGGCAGGGGAGCUCUGUUUUGGACAAGGUAUUGGCAACUAGUGAUGAGGCAGCAGACGCAAAAAAGAGUGUGAUCAUUGUCUCUGAAUUUAUUGGAUGUUCACCGUCUCUUAGCGGCGCAAUACGCGUCAAUCCUUGGAACAUUGAUGCUGUCUCUGAUGCCAUGAAUUCGGCCAUCACAAUGUCGGAGGAAGAAAAGCACUUUCGCCAUGACAAGCAUUACAAGUAUAUCAGUUCUCAUGAUGUUGGUUAUUGGGCUCGGAGUUUUGAUCAAGAUCUUGUGAGAGCUUGCAGAGAGCAUUACACUAGGAGAUGCUGGGGCAUUGGUUUAGGUUUGGGAUUCAGAGUUGUAGCUUUAGGGUUCAACUUCAGGAAGCUUUCUGUGGAUCACAUUGCUCAUGCUUACAGAAAUACAAGUAGCCGGCUCAUCUUAUUAGACUAUGAUGGCACCAUGACACCUCAGGCUUCAGUCGACAAAGCUCCAAGCAGUGAAGUUAUUUCGGUCUUGAAUCGCUUAUGCAGUGAUCCUAAAAACUUUGUUUUCAUUGUGAGUGGCCGAGGGAAGGAUUCUCUCAGCAAGUGGUUUUCUCAAUGUGAGAAACUGGGUUUAUCAGCAGAGCAUGGUUACUUCACUAGGUGGAGUAAAGAUUCUGCUUGGGAGACUUGCUCCUUGACAAUGGAUUACAGCUGGAAGAAGAUUGUGCUGCCUAUUAUGGAGUCAUACACAGAAGCAACUGAUGGUUCUUUUAUAGAGGAGAAAGACAGUGCACUGGUUUGGCAUCAUCAAGAUGCCGAUCCUCAUUUCGGCUCUUCCCAGGCUAAAGAGCUGCUUGAUCACCUGGAGAGUGUUCUUGUCAAUGAGCCGGUUGUAGUUAAAAGAGGCCAACACAUCGUGGAAGUGAAACCACUGGGUGUGAGCAAAGGUAUAGUUGUGGAGGAGCUCAUCGCCACUAUGCGAAAUAAGGUGAGGUCACCAGAUUUCUUGCUAUGCAUAGGGGACGAUCGCUCGGAUGAAGAUAUGUUUAAGAGUAUCAUGUAUCCCGAAUCAAGUCCAUCCAUGCCAGCCAUUGCAGAAGUGUUUGCUUGCACUGUUGGUCAAAAACCAAGUAUGGCAAAAUACUAUCUGGAUGAUACAGUUGAUGUUAUCAAGUUGCUAGAAGGCCUCGCUUCAGCAUCAGCACAACUGAAGUCUCGACCGCAACAUGAGGAAUCAUUUGAGGUGUUCAUUUGA
Argentina anserina (silverweed cinquefoil) is the source of this 2625-nucleotide messenger RNA. RefSeq names its product probable alpha,alpha-trehalose-phosphate synthase [UDP-forming] 11. Gene Ontology annotation, cellular component: cytosol. Gene Ontology annotation, molecular function: trehalose-phosphatase activity. The record is from RefSeq and is a predicted model, not a curated record. Gene Ontology annotation, biological process: trehalose biosynthetic process. The coding region runs from base 1 to 2625 and encodes 874 amino acids. The transcript has 3 exons. NCBI's taxonomy places the organism in Eukaryota, Viridiplantae, Streptophyta, Magnoliopsida, Rosales, Rosaceae.